Diplodia corticola is the source of this 1023-nucleotide messenger RNA. Its product is annotated as sterol desaturase family. Lineage: Eukaryota; Fungi; Ascomycota; Dothideomycetes; Botryosphaeriales; Botryosphaeriaceae. Gene Ontology annotation, molecular function: iron ion binding; C-4 methylsterol oxidase activity. Gene Ontology annotation, biological process: ergosterol biosynthetic process. The record is from RefSeq and is a predicted model, not a curated record. The transcript is spliced from 2 exons. Bases 1 to 1023 code for a protein of 340 amino acids.
AUGCUGGACACGCUAAUCGGCCUCCCGCUGCUCAGUGCAGCCUUUCUCCCGAUCUACUCAAACUACAGCACCUCGCUCAACCUGCUGUUCUUCUACCUCACAUGGUCAACCCUGGUCCUGUCGCAUCCGCCCUUGCGCGUCGAGGGCUUCGGUACGCUCGCCGUACGCCUCCUCUUCUACAUCCUACCGUCCUCGCUAUUCCUCCUGUUCGACGCUGCGUUACCUAGUCUCUCCGUCGCGAUCAAGGCCCAAGGCGAAAUCGCACUGCCAGGCCGUAGUGGUGCCAAGGGAACCAAAGGCCGGAAAGGCGUCGUGAAAGUCGCUGCGUGGAGCAUCUUCAAUGUGCUUCUCGGCAUUGCGCUUCAGGUCAGCGUUGACUUGCUGUUGACGCAAGUACUGCGCAUGAAAAGUGCGCUCAAGAUCGUGACGAGGCUGCCACUCCCGUGGGGGCUAGCCAAGGACAUUGCCAAAGGCCUUGUCAUCAGAGGUAUCCUGCAAUAUUACGUUCAUCGACACGUCCUCCACGCACCGAGGUCCCGCAUCGCGCGGUGGCACCGAAACUGGCAAUUGAGCAUUCGUGCGCCAUACUCGUUUGCCGCAAACUACGACCACCCAAUCGCAUGGCUGCUACACCGCUGGCUUCCCGUUUACCUACCCGCUGUCAUCUUCCGCUUCCACAUCCUGACAUUUCAAUUGCUGCUUGCCAUAGUCUCGGUGGAAGAGCUGCUCGUGUAUUCCGGAUACUCAGUGUUGCCGUCGACGAUCAUCUUGAGCGGGAUGGCGAGGCGUGCUGAUGCCCAUAUGCUAACGGGCGGCCAAGGCAAUUACGCGCCGUGGGGUCUUUUGGAUUGGGUUCACGGAACAACGAUCGGCGGUGACGUAGUGGAGGAUAUGCGGGGCGAGCUCGAGAAGCACAAUGUGCCGAAGAAGACGAGCAAGGCGCGCGACGAUGCCAGUGACGUUGUGGACAACCUGGGUUCAAAGAUUAAAAACGGGCGGAUUAAAGGAAAAGGAAAGAAGUGA